This is a messenger RNA of Dryobates pubescens (Downy woodpecker), 6688 nucleotides long. It is a transcript of the gene NRP1, whose product is annotated as neuropilin 1. Gene Ontology annotation, cellular component: membrane. NCBI's taxonomy places the organism in Eukaryota, Metazoa, Chordata, Aves, Piciformes, Picidae. Gene Ontology annotation, molecular function: semaphorin receptor activity; vascular endothelial growth factor receptor activity. Gene Ontology annotation, biological process: axon guidance; angiogenesis; vascular endothelial growth factor signaling pathway. The record is from RefSeq and is a predicted model, not a curated record.
GUGUCUGUGUGUCUGAGUGCGGGGCAGGGGCGACGGGGACUGCUGGACAGGAACGGACCGGGUCCGGCAGGGCAGGGCUACGCGGGGCCGCUCAGGGGGCGGCGGGGCGCAGGCUGCGAGCAGGAGCCGCCCGGGUGCUUCUCCCUUCCCGAUCGGCCCAUAGUCCCUGCCGCGGCAGCGCGCUCGCUCGCUCGCCUCCCGCCGGGGCAGAGCACCCCCGCCCCGUCUCCCGGAGCUCGCCCUGGCAGAGCGCUCCCGAGGUGCCAGCAGCCGCCAGGAUUUUUGUUUGUCUUGUUUGUGUGUUUGUUGGGUUUUUGUUUUGCCUUUUUUUUUUUUCCUCCCUUGUUUUCAUUUGGGUUUCUAGUCUCGCUGGGAAUGGCAGGGACAGCAGUGCCUGGAACAAGUGUGAGCAAAGGGAGAGGGAGCCGGAGCUGAAUGACAGGAUGCGGUCGACUUAAGGCACAGAAAGAAGCCAGCGUCCCUCUGCCCCCGGGACUGCCCUUGCAGACCCUGCUUUCUGUUUCUGACUCCGGCUGGAGGAUUUAAGACCCAGGAAGAGUUGUACGUGGAGGGCAUUUUUGUUUUGUUUUGUUUUUUUCCUUCCUUUCCCUGCUGUCGGAAGAGAAAAUGGAUUGGGGACUUCUCCUGCACUGUGCAGCCCUCACCUUCACCCUCGCCAGGGCGCUGCGAAGCGACAAAUGUGGCGACACGAUCAAGAUUUCAAGCCCCGGGUACCUCACCUCUCCCGGCUACCCCCAGUCCUACCACCCCAGCCAAAAAUGCGAGUGGCUGAUCCAGGCCCCGGAGCCCUACCAGAGGAUCAUGAUCAACUUCAACCCGCACUUCGAUCUGGAGGACCGCGACUGCAAGUAUGAUUACGUUGAAGUGAUUGAUGGAGAUAACGCUGAUGGACGCUUAUGGGGCAAGUACUGUGGAAAAAUUGCUCCCCCUCCUUUAGUGUCUUCAGGACCACAUCUUUUUAUUAAAUUUGUUUCUGACUACGAGACGCACGGAGCAGGAUUUUCUAUCCGCUACGAAGUUUUCAAAAGAGGACCUGAAUGUUCCAGAAACUUUACUGCAACAAGUGGAGUGAUAAAGUCCCCUGGAUUCCCUGAAAAAUAUCCCAAUAGCAUUGAAUGCACUUAUAUUAUCUUUGCACCAAAUAUGUCAGAGAUUAUACUGGAAUUUGAAAGCUUUGAGCUAGAACCUGAUUCAAAUACUCCAGGGGGAGCGUUCUGUCGCUAUGACCGAUUGGAAAUCUGGGAUGGAUUCCCUGACGUUGGCCCCCAUAUCGGGCGUUAUUGUGGGCAGAACAACCCAGGACGUGUCCGGUCUUCAACGGGGAUUCUUUCAAUUGUGUUUUACACUGACAGUGCAAUAGCAAAAGAGGGAUUCUCAGCCAACUACAGCGUGUCACAAAGCACUGUAUCAGAAGAUUUCCAGUGCAUGGAACCACUAGGUAUGGAAUCAGGAGAAAUUCACUCUGAUCAAAUCACUGUCUCCUCCCAGUACAGUGCUAUCUGGUCUUCAGAAAGGUCCCGGUUAAAUUACCCUGAGAAUGGAUGGACCCCAGGGGAAGAUUCUGUCAGAGAAUGGAUACAGGUAGAUCUGGGCCUUCUCCGCUUUGUUUCUGGAAUUGGGACCCAAGGAGCCAUCUCAAAAGAAACAAAGAAAGAAUAUUAUCUGAAAUCAUAUCGUGUAGAUGUCAGCUCCAACGGAGAGGACUGGAUUACACUGAAGGAAGGAAACAAGCCUGUUGUGUUUCAAGGGAAUAGCAAUCCCACAGAGGUUGUUUACAGACCUUUUGCCAAACCAGUUCUAACACGGUUUGUGCGAAUCAGACCUGUGACUUGGGAAAACGGAGUGUCACUGAGAUUUGAAGUUUAUGGCUGCAAGAUAACAGAUUACCCUUGCUCUGGGAUGCUGGGUAUGGUGUCUGGGCUCAUUCCUGACUCUCAGAUUACUGCAUCCACUCAAGUUGAUAGAAACUGGAUCCCAGAAAAUGCUCGCCUCAUAACAAGCCGCUCAGGCUGGGCACUGCCACCAACUACCCAUCCAUAUACAAAUGAAUGGCUUCAAAUAGACCUUGGUGAAGAAAAGCAAGUAAGGGGCAUAAUUGUCCAAGGAGGCAAGCACAGAGAAAACAAAGUAUUCAUGAAAAAAUUCAAAAUUGGCUACAGCAACAAUGGCUCAGAUUGGAAAAUGAUCAUGGAUUCCAGCAAGAAAAAGAUAAAGACUUUUGAAGGCAACACCAACUACGACACACCCGAGCUGCGGACUUUUGAACCUGUCUCGACCAGAUUCAUCCGCGUCUACCCCGAGAGAGCCACACACGGAGGGCUGGGGCUGAGAAUGGAGCUGCUGGGCUGUGAACUCGAAGCUCCUACCGUUGUCCCUACCAUUUCGGAAGGCAAACCUGUGGAUGAGUGUGAUGAUGACCAGGCAAACUGUCACAGUGGCACAGGUGAUGACUACCAACUGACAGGUGGUACUACAGUGCUGAAUACAGAAAAGCCAACAGUAAUAGACAAUACACUACAACCAGAGCUGCCGCUAUACAACUUCAACUGUGCCUUUGGCUGGGGAUCUCAAAAGACUUUGUGCCACUGGGAGCAUGACAACCAGGUGGAUUUAAAGUGGGCAAUCCUGACCAGCAAAACAGGGCCAAUUCAAGACCAUACAGGAGAUGGCAAUUUCAUCUACUCGCAAGCUGACGAAAGCCAGAAAGGCAAAGUUGCCCGGCUGCUGAGCCCCGUGAUUUACUCACAGAACUCUGCCCACUGCAUGACCUUCUGGUACCACAUGUCUGGAGCACACGUGGGCACCCUGAAGAUCAAACUGCGCUACCAAAAGCCAGAUGAAUACGACCAGGUACUGUGGACUCUGAGCGGGCACCAGGCAAACUGCUGGAAGGAAGGACGUGUUCUGCUUCACAAGUCUGUGAAACACUACCAGGUGGUUAUUGAGGGAGAAAUUGGAAAAGGGACUGGAGGAAUUGCCGUGGAUGAUAUUAAAAUUGACAAUCACGUAGCACAAGAGGAUUGCCGAAAAUCAACUGAUGUGGAGAACGAAAUAGAUGAAGAAGAAGACCCAGAAGGUAAUCAAACAGGGUUUACUCCUCCAUACCAUACAGGAGAAGACUACGAGGAUAACAUCUCCAGGAAACCAGGCAGCGUCCUGAAGACCUUAGAUCCCAUCCUCAUCACCAUCAUAGCCAUGAGUGCACUCGGGGUGCUUUUAGGAGCCAUCUGUGGAGUCGUCCUGUACUGUGCCUGUUGGCACAAUGGGAUGUCAGAGAGGAACUUGUCUGCACUGGAGAAUUACAAUUUUGAACUGGUCGAUGGCGUAAAACUGAAAAAAGACAAACUGAACACACAGAAUUCAUACUCGGAAGCAUGAAGGUAAAAGCGACUGGAGAAGUUUCAGAGCAUCGGGAUGAAAGGACAUAGCUCGGUUGUGCUGGGGAACUCUUGAUCUUCUUUUACUGUACAGGCUGAAAAGUGCAUUGAUGACACUGAGCCAAGCUUUUCUCAGGAGCUUCAAUGAGUGUGUAACCGAUAAACAUGGACAACAAUCUGUGUUAACGAUCUGAAUCAUGUACAGUCUGCUUUUUCCGUUGGUUUUAUUUGAAAUAAUCAAAUGCUGGUGUUGAGACCAAGGAUGAUUGAUUUAGAGCUCAUUUUCUCUUCCUUUCUCUCCUUCUCUUACAUUUUUCCCUUAAGGGACGGUUUUGGUUUUACUGUGCAAAAUCCAAGAUGCUGUCACAAAAUGUAUUCAGUGGGGUCCUUUGGAUGGACAUGCUGUCUGUAGCUCAGUGCCCAGAACAUAUUGGAGUAACAGCAAUUAGUGGACUCCUGCCCCUGUAUUUGUGUAUAAUUGCUCGUGUUGUGCAUAGGCAAAGAAGGGUUAGGCUGUUUUUGGAAGUACUGCUGCAUCAGUACCGAUAUCGUGUCAGCUCUGUUUACGAAGCAAUACAGUCUGAUUUUAUCGAUGUUUUCAGUGUUGUACUAAAUUUUGUGCUUGUGAACUCCAUAAAAGAUUUAUGUGCCAUCAUCAGACACAACUGGUAACCAAGUGUACUGCCUAAAAAAUCAACAAAACAAACAAACAAACAAACAAACAAAAAAGUCCUUGGCACUGGCUAGUGUAUGUCCUCUCAAGUGCCUUUUUGUUCGUACUGCUUCUCAUUGUGUAAACAUUAACUCCAGCUCUGCUUCUCUGCAGUGAUGGCCUUGGCUUUGGUCUUACUCUGGUGGCUCACUGGCUAAAAGAAAGGUAUAUUUCAGUGCAAGGAAGUAGCCUCAAUAAGGCAAGGGCUGAUCAGAUUGGACAACCUGGCUCGAUUGUUCUGCUUUCUGUAUUUCAACUCCAUGUCUCUUGACCCUUUUGUAUAAAGCUGCAAUAUGCCCUUUUAUUGUUCUUUCAUAUAGAAUGUAUUUUCAAAUGUAAAAUCUCUCUCCCUUUCUCUUCUCUUUCUCUCUAAGUAGAUUGCAUAAGCAUUUGCCAUUGCCAAGGAAAGAAAACUGCAGCUUUAACUUGCUGGUAAUGGCAAAGAGUUUUAUUAGAGUUUGUGUUUUAAAAAAAGGGAAAAUUCUUAACUUUACCCUCCAAAGUCGAACUUUGGGUUUCUUCUUAACAGCAUAAAGUGACAGUAUCUUUUUUCCUGAAGUCAUGAAACGUGUCUUUUAUCCUGAACAGCUUGCCUGUUAAUUACACCAGGGAAAAUUAUUCCCUUACUGAAAAGAUUGCCUUGAAAAUGAGAAAGUUUCCUCCUCCUGCCCCUACCUGAACCCAGAGUUCUGUUCUCUCAGUAAACGUGUAUUUUCAUGCUAAUCAAUGCUAAUUGGGCUUACACAGGAGUACUGAGGGCAGAAUAAAAUCCCACAGUGUAUGUAGGGUAUGUUCUCAUCAUCAUGUUCUAUCCAGUUGGCAUUUCUGUUUGACCAGAAGUGCAGAAAGUGACAGAUUUGUGAGCUAAGGAACGUAAGCUGUUGGGAAAAACAUUUGACAAUUAUGUGGCAAUUUUGUAAUCUUUUAGGACAAAUAUUAUUGGACAAAUUCUGUUCAACAGCCUAUGCAGCUAGGCCAACAGGGUAAAAUGGAACAAGGUUUUUGUUCCCUACUGGGGGUCCAACAAGAGGAGGCGAGGGACCAGAGGGAUCACUCCCCUCCUGCAGCUGUGAGAGAGGCCUCUGGGUGUUCUGCGGUGGCCCACACACAGACAGCCAUAACUGUGGAAGAAGGCCACUUUAACCUUGCCCUGGGUAUCUACGAACCAGCAGAUAAAAUCAGUGCAAACAUGGGGAAAGAAACAAACUGCAGAGUGCUGACCUUGUGUUCUUCCUCGCUGAAUUCUCUGAGUAGAGCCAGAGAAGUGAUUGUGACUUUCUGAGUUAGUCUUUUCUAGAAUUGCUUUUGUAGUAGAGCAAUGAAGUAUCCUGUCCAUGAAUAGGACUAAAGAAGGGCUAAUUCAGCCUUGAGUUACACAGGGCAACAAAAUCAUUUAUCAAUCAAAUGCUUUAAAGUAUCCGAUUGCACCAAUGUGAACCAUGAAACAGAAAAUUCAGUGGAAAAUCCAUGAAUAACCUAGAAACUGAAGAAAAGGUAGGGAGACUGGAGGUAAAAAUGAGAGUUUUGAUGUUGAAAAUGCUUUAAAGAUGAACCCGAUAGGAAAAAAAAAAGUGGACAGUUGCUACUUCAAAGGAGUCCUAAAGGCAAAGACGAUGAUGAAAACGCAAACAUCCACAUCAGGUCAUCAAACCGCAGAUGCCUGAAUUGGAAGAGUUAGGGGUCCUCCAGAAGGUGAGACAGGGCACCUGAGACCUGAAAGUUUUGCCUGAAAGUUAGUCCACAAAAUGUCCCAGGUGGCAAACUCACUUUGGCAGAGAGAGAAUUUUCCUUUGUAUCUAACACUGUAAUUUGACCGUGACGGUAUCGCCGCAGCUAGUUAAUUAACCCAAAGAAAUAAAGGAUUGUUUAAAACUCUUUUCAGCACAACACCACUGUGGCAUUCAGGUGCUAGGGGUCUGUUCUUAGCUGAAAAACUUCUAGUCCACUAAGUUGACUGAGAGUUACAUGCAUACACAGCCUUGAAGAGAAAAAUCCCACUGGGGAGCCCGAGCCCAAAACCUUUAGAACUAUUCCUAUGGAUUUCAAUAGAUUCUGGACCAGCUUCUUGGUCUUGAUCUUUCUGAACAGUAAAGCUGGUGGGUGCUGGGGUUUUUUUCUUCCUUUAUCAUAAUGAGGAUAGUGAAGCUAAAAAAAAAUAAAUAUAUAUUUCCUUUGUGCUCUUCAGACCUUACUAUGAUAAUGAGUAUCUAGCACUGAAGAUUUGAUUUCUCUGAAGGUAACAGAAUGGAAGUUGCCCUUCAAUAAAGGAAAAAUGAUACUGCAACUUUACAUGGAAAAGUAUCUUGCACUGAUAAAUAUAUUUAAAAAAAAAAUUAUAUGUUUAUAAAGUUAUUAAUUUGUAAAGGCAGUGUUACAAAAUGUUCAGUUUAUAUUGUUUUAGAUUGUUUCAUAAUUUUUAAAGUGUAAAAAUAACAUAUUUUUUUCUUUAUUGAAAAAAAAAAACAAAACAAAACAAAACCAAGCAACUAUAAAAAAAGGUUUUUCGGUAGUAAAAUGAUUUCAUUUUACUGGUAUAUUAUUGCUUCAUGUUUUGUACCAUCCUAAAGAAGGAAAAAAA